Chrysoperla carnea is the source of this 1772-nucleotide messenger RNA. It is a transcript of the gene Cndp2, whose product is annotated as cytosolic non-specific dipeptidase. NCBI's taxonomy places the organism in Eukaryota, Metazoa, Arthropoda, Insecta, Neuroptera, Chrysopidae. The record is from RefSeq and is a predicted model, not a curated record. The transcript is spliced from 6 exons. The coding region runs from base 170 to 1603 and encodes 477 amino acids. Gene Ontology annotation, molecular function: metallodipeptidase activity. Gene Ontology annotation, biological process: proteolysis.
AAAUAAUUAGGUUUAUUGUACAUUUAUAAUUAAGGAUAUUAAACGAAUCAUUUACAUACGUAUUUCGAUUAGGAAAAAGUACUGAACUACGUAAAUUUAGUUUUUUAUGUGGAAAUUUUGAGGUAAGCAAGUAAGAUUGAAAGAAGAAAUUUAGUAUAUUUGCUGAAAAAUGAGUGAUACACUGCAAGCGUUGUUCAAAUAUAUAGACGAAAAUCAGAAAACAUUUAUCGAUAAUCUAAGAGAUGCAGUUGCAAUAAAAUCGGUCUCAGCAUGGCCACAUACUCGCGACGAUGUAGUUAAAAUGGUUACACAUGUUGGUGAAACUCUAAAAAAUUUAGGUGCAAAAGUAGAACUUCGUGAUAUUGGUACUGAAAAAUUGCCAAAUGGAUCAACAAUUCCGUUACCUCCGGUGUUAUUGGGCUCUUUGGGAGAUGAUAAAAAUAAGCAAACUAUCCUUUUAUAUGGACAUUUAGACGUACAACCUGCGUUGGUCGAAGAUGGAUGGGAUACAAAUCCUUUCGAAUUAACAGAAAAAAAUGGAAAAUUAUAUGGACGAGGUUCAAGUGAUGAUAAAGGUCCAGUUUUAGGAUGGGUUCAUGCCAUACAAACUUAUCAAGCAUUAAAGAUAUCACUUCCAGUGAAUCUUAAAUUUUGUUUUGAAGGAAUGGAAGAAUCUGGUUCACAAGGUUUAGAUGCUUUAUUAUGGUCUGAAAAAGAUAAGUUUCUUGCAAAUACGGAUCAUGUCUGUAUUUCUGAUACUUAUUGGUUAGGUACUGAAAAACCUUGUAUUGGUUACGGAUUAAGAGGAAUUUGUUAUUUCUUUUUAGAAGUAGAAUGUGCAAAAAAAGAUUUGCAUAGUGGUAUCUAUGGAGGAACAGUACACGAAGCAAUGACUGAUUUAAUUUAUCUUUUAAACACUCUAGUGGAUAGAGACGGUAAAAUUCUAAUUGAUGGAAUCUACAAUGAAGUUGCACCUUUAAUUGAAAAUGAAACAGACAUUUACGAUAAAAUCCAUUUUAGUGUGGAUGAAUUUCGUAGUGAUGUUGGUGCAGACAAACUUUUACACAGUGAAGAUAAAGUUAAACUUUUAAUGCAUCGAUGGCGUCAUCCAUGUUUGUCAAUUCAUGGAAUCGAAGGUGCUUUUAGUGAUCCUGGAUCAAAAACUGUGAUUCCUUGUAAAGUAACGGGUAAAUUUUCUAUUCGUAUCGUGGCUAACCAAGAACCUAAAAAGAUUGAAAAGUACGUAGUUGAUUAUAUUGAGAAAAAGUGGAAGGAAUAUGGAAGCCCAAAUAAAAUGAAGAUUUUUAUGAGAGAAGGUGGCAAAACUUUUAUUGAAGAUCCGAAUAAUCAAUUUUAUGUAGCAGCUCGUAACGCAAUGAAACAUGUUUUUAAUGUCGAACCCGAUCUUAUCCGGGAAGGAGGUUCAAUUCCUGUUACAUUAACUUUAAGUGAAGUGACUGGAAAAACUGUUGUGCUACUUCCUAUGGGAGCUGGAGAUGAUGGAGCCCAUUCUCAAAAUGAAAAACUUAAUAUACGGAAUUAUAUUGAAGGAACAAAGGUGAUGGCAACAUAUUUCCAUGAAGUUGGAAAAUUACCCAAAUAAAAGUGUCCUACAGGUCUAUGGAGAACUUGCAAAUAUUAAACAUAGAUGAAACUAAAAAAAAUUUGUGCCUGUAGAGUGUUGAGGUUGUUCAAGAAGUGUUUGCGGAUAAAUGGUUGUUUAUUUAAAAUAUUUCAUCUAUCACACUUAAAAAAUGUAAGAAAUAUGCUAG